Molecule: messenger RNA, 8114 nt
Organism: Planococcus citri (citrus mealybug)
Lineage: Eukaryota; Metazoa; Arthropoda; Insecta; Hemiptera; Pseudococcidae
Product: fatty acid synthase-like
Exons: 37
Coding region: 592-7848 (2418 amino acids)
Biological process (GO): fatty acid biosynthetic process
Molecular function (GO): fatty acid synthase activity; oxidoreductase activity; 3-oxoacyl-[acyl-carrier-protein] synthase activity
Source: RefSeq, a predicted model, not a curated record
UUCGCUUUGUCGGUUAGUGUAUUGAUUAUACUCGCGAGCAUCUGAACGUACCUACCUGAAACUCCAACUCGAAUUUCGGGCUGCGUAAUAUUUUUUUUAUUAUUUUUCUUCGACGUAGCUGGUACGUACGUACGUAAAAAUAUACCAUAAGCAAAUACAUUCGAGUACUCUGCUGCGAGUUUUUCGUAAUCGUACCGCGUACAAAUAUCGUAAUAAUUAUUAUUAUACCCUCCUCAUCGGUACCACUUCUAGAAACGGUUUUUCAAUUACCUAAAUUACAUAUUUGUUAAAAGAUAUCCGCCGCGUAUAAAUAAGCUCGAGUAAUAGUCGUAAAUUUUUUUGCCAAAUUUUUAUCACUUUCUCGAAAUUUUCUCCAUAUUGUUUCGCGUUUGACCAGCGAACAGCGAUACGCCAGCCACCGUUACAGCUAUCAUUACCAGUACCAGUACCAGCAAUUACGACUAGGAAUAGCACUACCUACCGACACAAGAACCUAGCAAACUUUCCGCUUCAUUCGAUCAACGUUCUGCUACAGUGCAAAUAGCGACGCAACCGUCGUCGUAGUCCUACAGACAACAAACGAUACUAAUCAUGCCAGCUUUAGUUCCGGACGUAGACAUACACCCAGCUGAUGUGGAAUCCAAUAGAUCGGCAUCAUGGCUCAAUCAAGACGAUGUGGUCAUCUCAGGAAUGUCGGGCAGAUUACCGGAGAGCGAUUCGGUCGAGGAGUUCGAAAAGAACUUGUACGAAGGAGUCGAUAUGGUUACAGAUGACGAAAGACGUUGGCCAGCAGGAUUAUUCGGUCUACCCUUAAGAACCGGUAAAUUAAAAGAUAUCAAACAUUUCGACGCUUCGUUCUUCGGCGUACACGCCAAACAAGCCGAAGUAAUGGAUCCACAACUGCGUCUGCUCUUGGAAGCGACCUACGAAGCUAUCGUCGACGCAGGAGUAAAUCCUUCCGCCAUCAGAGGCUCGAAUACCGGUGUUUUCAUCGGAUGCUCGACCAGUGAAUCCGAAGACUUCUACAAUCGCGAAGCGAAUCGCGUCAACGGUUACGGUUUAACUGGAUGUUGCAGAGCCAUGUUUCCGAAUCGUGUUUCGUACACUUUCGAUUUUAAAGGACCCAGUUACGCUAUAGACACGGCUUGCUCCAGUAGUUUAUUCGGUCUGCAGCAAGCUUUGGUUGCCAUCAGAACAGGACAAUGUGACGCUGCCAUUGUCGGAGGAUGUAAUUUAUUACUAAAACCAACCAGUUCGUUGCAAUUUCACAAACUUAGUAUGUUAUCGCCCCAAGGAAUGUGCAAAGCUUUCGACGCAUCAGGAAACGGAUACGUACGAAGUGAAGCCGUCGUCGCGAUAUAUCUGCAAAAAUCCAGCGACGCUAAAAGAGUAUACGCUACGGUCGUAAACGCCAAAACGAACACGGAUGGCGCCAAAGAACAAGGUAUCACAUUUCCAUCGGGAGCGUGCCAAAAGAAUCUGAUUCAGCAAGUAUACGCCGAAGCUAACGUGAACCCAGCUGACGUAGCCUACGUCGAAGCGCACGGUACCGGUACCAAAGUUGGAGAUCCCCAAGAAGUUAACUCGAUCGUAGAUGUAUUUUGUAAAGGACGUAGCUCGCCAUUGUUGAUUGGUUCAGUCAAAUCCAACAUGGGUCAUUCCGAACCCGCUUCCGGUCUGUGUUCGAUGGUGAAAAUUUUAAUCGGUUUGGAAAAAGGACUGAUACCACCCAAUUUACAUUUCCAAAGCCCCAACAAAGACAUUCCCGGCCUGAAUGACGGACGCUUACAAGUUGUAAACAAACCAUGGCCCUUCAAUGGAGGUUACGUAGCAUUGAACUCGUUCGGUUUCGGAGGAGCAAAUGCUCACGUUUUACUCAAAUCCAAUCCUAAACCCAAAGAAUCACCGAUCCAAGAUGAAAUUCCUAGACUUGUUUGCGUUUCGGGCAGAACUGAAAGCGCUGUAAACAGCAUGUUGGACAAGGUUAUAAAUUCAUCUCGCGACGACGAUUUGAUCGCUUUAAUACACAGUAUUCACAAUCAAAACAUUCCCGGACAUUCGUACAGAGGAUUCACAGUUUUGAAUAACAGUCCACCCAAAGAGAUCUCCUCCUACAACGAAGAAGUUCGCCCCAUUUGGUACGUAUUCUCCGGAAUGGGAAGCCAAUGGGCUGGCAUGGCCAAAGAUUUACUGAAAUUGCCACAAUUCGAUCAAAGCAUCCGCAAAGCUGCCCAAGUCUUGCAAGCUGAAGGCUUCGAUUUGUACAACGUUUUGAAAUCCGAAGACGAAUCGACCUUCGAUAACGUUCUAAAUUCGUUCGUCUCCAUCACCGUCAUGCAGGUCGCUUUGGUCGAUUUAUUGAAAACAAUCGGAAUCGAACCAGAUGGUAUUGUUGGACACUCAGUCGGUGAAUUGGGAUGCGCCUACGCUGACGGUACUUUCACCAGCGAACAAGCUAUCUUGGCUACUUUCUGGAGAGGACGCAGUAUUAUGGAAUCGCAAUUGCCCAAGGGAGCCAUGGCCGCUAUUGGAUUAUCGUGGGAAGAAACACAGAAACGUGUACCGAAAGAUAUCGUAGCAGCUUGCCACAACAGCACGGACAGCGUGACCAUUUCCGGACCUCCUGAAUCUAUUUCGAAAUUCGUUCAACAACUUCAAAAAGAAGACGUAUUCGCCAAAGAAGUAAAAAGUUCCGGUUUCGCUUUCCAUUCCAAAUAUAUCGCUGAUGCUGGACCAAAAUUGAGGAAGCAUUUAGAAAGGAUCAUCCCAAGUCCGAAACCACGUUCCUCCAAAUGGAUCAGUAGCUCGGUACCAGAAUCUGGCUGGAGUACACCAUUGGCUCAAUUGUCGUCGGCCGCUUACCACGUCAGCAAUCUUCUGUCUCCUGUUCUAUUCCACGAAGCUUUACAACAUGUUCCCGAAAAUGCCAUCGUUAUUGAAAUCGCACCUCACGCUUUAUUGCAAGCUAUUCUGAAACGUGCUCUUGGUUCAAACGCCACUGUUUUAGGAUUGGUUAAAAGACUGCACCCCAAUAAUUUAGAAUUCCUGUUGAGCAACUUGGGAAAAUGCUUCAAUGCCGGCGGACAGCCUAAAUUGAGUAAUCUUUUCCACCCGAUCAAAUUCCCAGUUUCCAGAGGUACACCUAUGAUUCAGUCUAUGGUCGAAUGGGAUCAUUCCAUCGAAUGGGGUGUUGCUGACUUCUCUGAUAUGGGAAGCAACAAAACCGGAGAAUCGAUCAUUGAAAUAGAUACAAGCAAAGAAGAACAAGCUUUCUUCCUUGGACACACCAUCGACGGAAGAGUUCUGUUCCCAGCUACCGGAUAUUUGACCUUAGUAUGGCAGACUUUCGCCAACUUACACGGUAAACCCUAUGAAGAAUUCCCAGUUCUCAUUGAAAAUGCUCAAUUUUUAAGAGCCACUAUAAUGCCAAAAGAAGGUACGGUUAAAUUCGCUGUAAACAUUUUCGACGGCACUGGUGAAUUUGAAAUCUGCGAAUCCGGCUCAGUAGCCGUUAAAGGUAUCAUCAGAGUACCGGAGGACGUGAACAAAGAGACCUUGAGUCUACCCGAACCUUAUGUACCGGAAGGUCUGUCUCUAAACUCACCAGACAUUUACAAAGAAUUGAGUCUACGUGGUUACGACUACUCCGGAAUCUUCCGAGGAAUCAAAACUUCUGACAAUUAUGGCGUUAGUGGAAAAUUGGAAUUCAACGGAAAUUACGUCAGCUUUAUGGACACCAUGUUACAGUUUGGAAUACUCGGAAUCAACACUCGCGAGUUGUAUUUACCAACAAGACUGCAAAGAAUAUUAAUCAAUCCGCUUAAACAGAAGGAAAUCGCCGAAUCAUUAUCGCAAGAAGAAGGAGUUGCCGUAUACAACUACAACGAUAUCGGAGUUGUGACUUGCGGAGGUGUCGAAAUGAGAGGUUUGAAAGCUUCAUUGGCUCCUCGCCGACAACAACAACAAGCUCCGCCAAAACUUGAAAAAUUCGUAUUUGUUCCAUUUGAAAGUGGAAAGGACAAUAUCAACUUCGGACUGCAGCAAGCCCUCAUCAACGCCGUUCAAUUGGUAAUUGAAAACAAUCCGGGAGCAUCUAAGUUGAAGGUAGUUGAAGCUGGUGGCGACAACCCACCAGAACUCUUAUACGCCAACAAAAUAAUCGACAUCAUCGAAUCAGAACCUACAUUCAGUGUGGAUUACGCCGUCGCCUCAUUGGUUGCCGGAGUUGACCAGGCUGUUGAAGAAGCCGGUGGAAGAGUGGUCGCUAAAGACGUCAACAAUGGACCAAUUGAACAAAACUUCCACUUGGCAGUUGCCUCAAAUACAGCUUAUAACGAAACAGCCCUGGCCAAUCUCGCUGCCAGCGUCAAAGUCGGUGGUUUUGUGCUUACCAUCGAAGAUUCAGCCCAAGUCAAAGAAAACAUUGCCAACAAAGUCGGACUCGAUCAAAUUUUCAAAUUGGCUGCCGAAGGCAAAACAGCUUAUUUGUUCAGAAAAGUGGGACAAUAUGUUGCUCCAUCACAAGUCAUCAAGGUAACUGUAGACAACUACAACUGGGUAGAAGAAGUCAAGACUGCUUUGGCAGAUUCCGAACGUGAAGCUAAAAAAGUGCUGAUUGUUUCCGAAGGAGACGACACCAACGGUAUCUUGGGAUUGGUCAAUUGCUUAACCAAAGAACCAGGCGGUGUCAAUUUAAGAGCAUUGUUCAUUCAAGGCAGCGGUUCACCCAAAUACGCACCAAGUGUAGCGCAAUACUCAGCUCAAUUGAGCAAAGAUCUAGUACACAAUGUGUACAAAAACGGAGUAUUCGGAACAUACAGACAUCUUCCUUUGGAAAAUCUUACUGAGAAAUCGUUAUUGAAAGUUGAACAUGCGUACAUCAAUACUUUGGUCAGAGGUGAUUUAGCCAGUCUUCGCUGGAUCGAAGGACCAUUGAAAUAUUACCAACCAGAAAACUUCCCAGAAAGUGAAUUAUGCACAGUGUAUUACGCGCCAUUGAAUUUCAGAGAUAUCAUGUUGGCUUCUGGAAAAUUACCACCAGAUGCUUUGCCAGGCGAUUUAGCAGGCCAGGACUGUAUUUUAGGUUUAGAAUUUUCGGGACGUGACACCAAAGGACGACGAGUAAUGGGUAUGGUAGCUGCGCGCAGUUUGGCCACCACAGUAUUAGCUGAUCCUGGUUUCCUGUGGGAAGUUCCAGAAAAAUGGACUUUAGAACAAGCAUCCUCCAUUCCAGUAGUAUAUGGAACUGCUUACUACGCUUUAGUCGUGAGAGGUCACAUGAAACCGGGUGAAUCGUUAUUGGUUCACGCUGGUACUGGAGGAGUAGGACAAGCAGCCAUUUCGAUCGCUUUGCAUAUGGGAUGUACCGUAUACACCACAGUUGGAAGUCAAGAAAAACGUGACUAUCUGAAAAAAACCUUCCCCAAGUUAACCGACGAUAAUAUUGCCAAUUCUCGUGACACCACAUUCGAACAACAUGUUCUAACACAAACCAAAGGCAAGGGUGUUGACUUAGUGUUGAACUCGUUGGCUGAAGACAAACUCCAAGCCUCAGUCAGAUGCUUAGCAAAACACGGUCGCUUCUUGGAAAUCGGAAAACUUGAUUUAUCCAAUAACUCUCCUCUUGGAAUGUCCGUAUUCUUGAAGAACACCACGUUCCACGGUAUUCUGUUGGAUUCGCUGUUCGAUGCCAGCUCUGACAAUGCCGAUAAACAAGCUGUAGUUAAACUGUUGACUGAAGGAAUAGAUAAUGGUGCCGUUAGACCGUUAAAUACCACCGUAUUUGCAGAAAAACAAGUCGAACAAGCUUUCAGAUACAUGGCCACAGGAAAACACAUUGGUAAAGUUGUACUCAAAGUAAAAGAAGAAGAAUCGCAAAAGGUCAUCAAACCAGCAGCCAAAUACGUCGAUGCUAUUCCACGUACCUACAUGCAUCCCGACAAAUCGUACAUAUUAGUCGGUGGUCUGGGAGGUUUCGGUCUGGAAUUGGCCAAUUGGUUGGUAUUACGAGGAGCCAAGAAAAUCGUGCUGACAUCUCGUAGCGGUAUCAAGACCGGUUACCAAGCUCUGUGUGUCAGAAGGUGGCAACAAGCUGGCACUCAAGUUUUCGUCUCGACUGCUGACUGUGUGACCAUCGCCGGAACCGAGCAAUUGCUGAAAGAAGCCAACUCUUUGGGCCCUGUUGGCGGUAUUUUCAAUUUGGCAGCGGUAUUACGUGACGCUUUCAUCGAAAAUUUGACAGCCGACGAUUUCACCAUCGUCAGCAAACCGAAAGUCAUCGGAACCAAGAACUUGGACGUGGUUUCUCGCAAAGCAUGCCCACAUCUCGAUUACUUCGUCGUGUUCUCUUCAGUAUCUUGCGGUCGUGGUAACGCCGGACAAUCGAAUUACGGAUUUGCCAACUCGGUGAUGGAAAGAAUUUGCGAAGCUAGACAGGCUGCUGGUCUGCCAGGAAGCGCCAUUCAAUGGGGAGCCAUCGGAGAUGUCGGUUUGAUUUUGGAAACGAUGGGUGGUAACGAUACAGUCGUCGGUGGUACCUUGCCGCAGAGAAUGCCGUCCUGUUUGAACACCAUCGAUAACUUCCUCCAACAACCUGAUCCGGUUCUAGCCUCGCUGGUUUUGGCUGAGAAACGUAAAGCUGGUGGCGAAACUAGUUCCGUCAGCGUUGUAGAUGCUGUCGCCAAUAUUUUGGGUAUCAAGGACACGAAAAACAUGAGCACAACCGCCACAUUAGCCGAAUUAGGUAUGGACUCUCUGAUGGGAGCUGAAAUCAAACAAACCCUAGAAAGAAACUUCGAUAUGGUAUUAAGCGUAGGAGAAAUCAGAAACUUGACCAUGGGCAAAUUGGUAGAAUUACAAGGUGGUGGCGCCGCUGCAGCAGCACCUGCCGCUGCAGCCGCAGGAGUCGCAAAUGGUCACACCGGCUCGGAGGACCAACAGGUAUCAAACGAUUCCGACGAACGAAGGAAAAAUGAUGUUUUGGUUCAAUUCACGGAUGCAGUAUCAUUGAUGCCAACUGAAGUAAUAACAAGACUACCAUCGGAAGCUGAUGAUAAAACCUCGUCUCAAGUACCCAAUGUAUUCUUUGUACAUCCCAUCGAAGGUCUGACGACCGCUUUGAAACCAUUGGCCAGCACCUUACCCUUCAAAAUUUACGGAAUCGAAUGCGUCGAAGAAGCUCCACUCGACUCGAUACCAUCUUUAGCCAAAUUUUACAUUCAGAAUGUGCAGAAAAUCCAAAGCAAAGGACCCUACAACUUGGUCGGAUACUCUUACGGUGGCGCUGUAGCUUGCGAAAUGACCCUUCAACUAGAAAAAUACGGUGAAAAAGUGAAUCUGAUCUGUUUAGACGGUUCUCCAGCUUACAUUUCCGAACAUACCGGAGCGUACAAAAAUAGGAAAAACGUCACCGUCGACCAAUACGAAUCGGCCGUCGGCGCGUACUUACGAUUUAUCGCCUUGUUCGUCGAAAUUGAUUAUAAUCAGUUGGAAAAAGAAUUCAUGGCGUUGAAUUCGGAAGAAAAAUUGCAAGCCAGAUUUUUAGAAGUAUUGAAAGGCAAAACUCCAUACAGUCCACAAGAAUUGUCUUCGGCCGUCAAGUCAUUCUAUAGUAAACUGAUCAUCGGCGAUAAAUACAAACCCGAAGGUAAACUGAAGGCUGACACCAUCUUAGUCAGAGCUACCGAUAAUUGGGUAACUUUGGAUCAAGACUACGGAUUAAAUCAGAUCGUACAAAAACCCGUGAAAAUCAUCAGUGUCCAAGGCAACCAUCGCGGAAUCCUGUUGGGCGAAUCUGCGAAAAAAGUCUCCGAUAUCAUCCGAUCGGCCGUCGAAGAAGGCUCCAAGUAAUUUGUUAAGCGUCGCGCACAAGCACGCACAAAAAAGUGAACCGAAAAACGCGUAUUUCCCCAAACGGUGAUUCUUCGAUACUUUCCUAUGUGAUACUUUCUAUGUCGUAAGUGUGUAGUUUGUAACUUUGUACUGUAUAGUGUGUACUACGUAGUGUACUACAGCCUAUGUAAUAAUUGUAUGUACCUAUCUCUUACCUACCUAGUAACUUGUAUAAUUGUUGUUUGUUAAGAUAUUAAGCUAAAUAUAGCCUACCAUUGUCUUUA